AUGGUUGAGGAUCUCCUUUCAGGGAAGUCACCUCCUUGCAGGUGUGCAAAGCCUCCUGAGAUUCCCAGUUUGAAGGCUCUGGAGACUCCCCUGACCCCCCCAUCAGCUGCUGAUGGGGAUGGGUACAGCCCCACCUCUGCCAUCAGCUCUGCCCCUUCCCCCCAGACCCUGCUGGGCUGGGAGGCAGGGGCUCAGGGCAGUAUUUUUCCUGACCUCACCUUGCUGGUUUGUGGCCAAGAAAGGCUGCAGCUCACCUUACCUCCAGGUUGGGAAGGGAACACUUCCUUUGUGCUGACUGCUUGGGAUACUGAGGGGACGGCACACGCUCUGCAGAACGACUCUGACUGUGGGGUCUGAGUAUCUGGGACUCCAGCUGGCUCCAGGGAAGUCUCUGUGUCCUACACUGGCUGCUUUGUCUUUGAGUGGGAUGGCAAUUACCUCCUCCUGCUUGGGCUGGAAGGAACAGAUGCUGCUGGACAAAAGGUUCUGUGGGAAGAAACUCCUCAGGACCUUCCUGCCCUGGAUGCUCCAAGCAGCAGUGUCUGCUCUGCAGUCCCAAGGCAGGACCGGCUGCCAUGUGUCCCCUUGCCUGUCACCCAGGGGGACUGUGAAGCCCGAGGCUGCUGCUCUGACCCUCAGGACAGGCUGACCCCCUGCUACUAUGGCAGCACAGUGACAGCUCACUGCACACCAGAGGGACAGUUUUCCAUCGCUGUCUCUUGGGAUGUCACCCUGCCACCCAUCCUCCUGGGCUCCCUGCAGCUGGCCAGUGGCCACCAAGCUGGCUGUGUCCCUGCCAUGGCCACCAGUGCCUUUGCUGUCUACCACUUCCCAGUCUCUUCCUGUGGCACCACCUUGCAGGUGACUGGAGACCAGGUCAUAUAUGAGAAUGAGUUGGUGGCAUCCCGGGAUGUGAAGACUGGGGACCAUGGCUCUGUCACCAGGGACAGCACGUUCAGGCUCUGUGUCUGCUGCAGUUAUCCCAUCUCUGGGAGCCCCAUUCCCUUGGGUGUCCAGGUCUUCACCUUGCCACCCCUCCUAGCUGUGUCCCAGCCAGGUCCCCUGGCUUUGGAGCUGCGUGUGGCCUCAGAUGGAGCCUACACUUCCUACUAUGCUGACAGGGUGAGGGACCCUCUUUAUGCAGAAGUCAGGCUCCUUCAGAGAACAGACCCAGACCUGGUUCUGGUGCUGCAGCACUGCUGGGCCACCCCCAGCAGCACUGCCUAGCAGCACCAGUGGCCAGUGCUGGUGGACGGGUGCCCUUAUGCUGGGGACAACUACCAAACAGAGCUGGUGGCCCUGGGCCAUGCCUCAGGGCUGCUCUUCCCCUCUCACCACCAACGUUUCACCCUCUACACCUUCACCUUUGUGGACUCCUCUUCCCAGGAGAUGCUCUCUGGGCUGGUGUACCUGCACUGCUCCCUGUGCCACCAGUCCCUCCAGCAGCCCUGCACCACCACCUGCCCUCCCAGAACCAGGGGUAAAAGGACCGCUGGGCACCCUCCUGGGGACACUGAGCAUCCUCCUGGGGACACUGAGCAUCCUCCUGGGGAUGCUGCCUCCCGUGUCUCCAGCAGAGGUCCUGUGAUCUUCCUCCCGGAGGAGCUGAGAUGGGAGCCAGGCAAGGAUGACCUUGGAGCAGCUGCAGCCCCCUGGGCUCUGGUGUUUGCAGGCCUGGGGCCAGCUCUGGGCAUGGUGCUUGUGGCUGCUGUGCUGUGGGGAAGGAAGAGCUCUGGGAGGCAGGAGAUCCAUGGCCUGCAAUAA
This is a messenger RNA of Calypte anna (Anna's hummingbird), 1764 nucleotides long. Its product is annotated as zona pellucida sperm-binding protein 4-like. NCBI's taxonomy places the organism in Eukaryota, Metazoa, Chordata, Aves, Apodiformes, Trochilidae. The record is from RefSeq and is a predicted model, not a curated record. Gene Ontology annotation, biological process: prevention of polyspermy; binding of sperm to zona pellucida. Gene Ontology annotation, cellular component: egg coat. Gene Ontology annotation, molecular function: acrosin binding; structural constituent of egg coat.